Molecule: messenger RNA, 2492 nt
Organism: Lytechinus variegatus (green sea urchin)
Lineage: Eukaryota; Metazoa; Echinodermata; Echinoidea; Temnopleuroida; Toxopneustidae
Exons: 4
Coding region: 234-1187 (317 amino acids)
Source: RefSeq, a predicted model, not a curated record
AAUCAAACGGACCUGUAUAGGAGUAAUGGGUGGUAAAUAAGGGCAGGGUGCAUAAUAUAUACAGUUAGAGACAGUGGCAAAUUGUAUUACCCUUCUUGUUGUGAGAAAGAGGUACAUGGAGCUGUAGUAAGAAGAACUCUAGUCUGAGCGAUUAUUUUUGGUACAGCACCGUGGAGUGGUGUUGGUGGAAAUAAAUUUUAGUUUCACAUCUUGUAGUAUGUGAUAGCCUUUCUAUGGUCAUGAGCCAGACAGAAGAACCUCAAGGUAGUUCACCAAGAUCCCCAGAACCAAGUAAUGACAAUACGGAAAUUUAUCAGUGGAUGGUGGGCAUUGUUUGUGUACUCAUCGCCUUCACUCUCAUCACCAUCAUCGGUCUUCUCUUCAGAUUAUUCUUUCAUUAUGUUCAAGAAAGAAGGCUGAAAAGGUUUGGUUAUAUUCGAACAAAACUCAAAAGAAGAAAGCGUCGAGAUCGCUCUCAUCGUGCUUACGUGGUAGCAUCCAAACGAUUACCUCCCGUCCCCACCCUUUCCCAACGGGUUCAUGUCGAUGAAUACGGACAUCCCGUGGUCGAUGGUUAUGGAUAUAUACCUCCUCCACCUUCCCAUCCUCCUCCUGCUCCUCCGAUUAACUAUCAUCCUGGCGUGGUACAGAGUUCCAGGGUGUUUGUUCCUAUUCUAGAAUCCGAGCCUCCAUCCGAAGGAUUACUCAUUGGUUCGCCGCAGCCAUACAUAGAGCAACAAGUUCCUCACCAGCUUACCAAUCAUGAGCAGGAUUUGCAUGUGACCCGUCCAUCACGCUUCCAGCAUGGCCCUUCUCAUCCCCCAACCAUCCCAGAGGAGGAAGGCUCGCAUCAAAACACGACACAAGAUGCGUUACCAGGGCAACAAGAACAUCCGCCACCGAAACAAGAUGACGAUCAUUCACCCGAGUACGAUCAAGGUCCAACUACCGGUAGUGCAUCCGUUGAAGAUUACGGCGGAUGGCAGCGCUCUGCUCCAGAGGAUUUCGUCUUCGGAAGACGGAGUUCCAGUCGACGUUUAGGCCCUCGACCGCAUAGUCAUCAUUCAGGGAAUCGUCGAGAUCGAGAGGAUCGGGAUCUUCUGUAUCAGUCAGUACCACCAUCCAUGGUCGACCGGGCAGUCGUAAGGAACCCGAUGUUUUCCCGUGAACAUGAUAAUAGGGUUUAGGAACGUUAGGGAUUUCUGAUAUACCAUAUUUUUGUACUCAACCUCUUUACGCAAAAUCGAUAUACAUCAGACGUAUUUGUGUGUGUGCGUGGGUGUGUGUGUAUGGGAGGGUGCAUAAUUUCGAUUGUAUCGAUGGUGAUAAUGUUUAAGGUACAGCAUACAAUUAUGCAAUGUGUAAGCAGAGGCUGUCAUUCGCUUCCAAAAUGUAUUUUAUCACAAAAACCUAUUAAAUCCGCAGUGACUUUGUAAAUUUCAUUUGACACAAUGGAUCUUCAGCAUGCUCAACAAAAUGGUCGUCUGAAUCCUUUAUUCACUGAUACUGAUUUCUUUUUUUAAGGCAGAGUAUAAUUUUUUAAAUAUAUAUCUUGUUAAAUAGCAACAUUUCAAACCCCUACCCGUAGGCCUACUUGGUACAGUGUUUCUUUGUUUGCUUCUACCUAUAUCUUACGAAAUCUGCACUAUAGUAUAUAUAUUGCCAUUAAUUAUGAUAAAAAAUCCCAAUAUCAAUCUUGGAAUUAAAAUCGUAAUUUAAAGCUCAUAUGAAUUUUGCAACAAAUAAUACUGGUUAUAUUCUACAGUUCAUCUUCCAGCUGCGAUUUGUAAUUGCUAUCUAUAUUCAUUUUGAAAUUAAAUUUAACUUUAUUUCCAUAUAUAUAUAUAUUCACUGCAUAUAAUGUCUAUCGCAAUCAUUUUAUAGCCUCAGAAAACAGAUGAGAACUAAAAGGGUUGAAUGAGUUUUACUCGUUCUCAUUCGCAUCAUGGCAGCAUUUUCAGUUCAGUGCAUGAUUAUUAUCCUUAUUAUUAUUGUUAUUAUCACCAACAUUAUUAUUAUUAUCAUUAUUAUUAUCAUUAUGAUUAUCACUAUUAUAAUUAUUUUGUUGUUUUUGUUGUAACAAAUACGGUUUUAUGAUAUCAGAGGGAGGAAAAUUUUUCACUAAGGAGAGAUAAAUUAUUACUCCUAAAUAUUGAUCCUGCUAUUUUCUCUACAAAAAAGUUGGCAAGCCUACUAACACGUGUCUCACGCUUCCAAAAUAGAGCACGUGAAAUGUAUUUUAUACACCUUUUGAACCAAUUAGGGCCAAGAGGCAUGCCCCCCCUGCAAGCUUCUGUCCGGAUGCGUGCAUAAUUUAUACAGAUAUCGAAUAAAAAAAAACCGAUGUCGAAAAUGCUUGACCAUGCAUACUUAAAAAAAUAUAAUCAAACUCUUUUGUGUUUGGCUUUCAUGUAUUCUGUACCAUUUACCAUUACACAGUGCGUAUAAAAAAAACGGGACAGAUUUGAAAAGUCUAUAAAUUUUCUGUUUCA